ACAGUUUAUAUAUACCAAAACCUCCAUCCUUUCGACUCAGAUCACUCACUUGGAAUCAAAAUCUCAAACCUCUCGAUGGAUCUCCGAUUACCAUCUAAGGUUCUUGAGCACAUCUUCUCCUUCGUCGACUCCAACGAGGAUCGAAACUCUGUUUCUCUUGUCUGCAAGUCAUGGUACGAGACCGAGCGGCGAACUAGGAAAAAGAUCUUUGUCAGAAACUGUUACGCGGUUACACCUGAGGCGGUUGCACGGCGGUUCCCGGAGAUGAGGUCUCUGACUCUUAAAGGGAAGCCUCACUUCGCUGACUACAACUUGGUUCCAGACGGUUGGGGUGGUUAUGCUUGGCCGUGGAUUGAGGCUUUGGCGGAGAAGAGCCCGUCUCUUGAGGAGUUGAGGUUAAAGAGAAUGGUGGUGACUGAUGAGUGCUUGGAGAAGAUCGCUGCUUCGUUUAAGGAGUUUAAGGCUCUUGUGUUGACUUCUUGUGAAGGUUUCUCCACUGAUGGUCUUGCAGCCAUUGCAGUAGCUUGCAGUAACCUUAGAGAGCUGGAAUUGCGAGAGUGCAUAGUUGAAGAUCUUGGAGGAGACUGGCUUAGCUAUUUCCCAGAGACUUUGACUUCUCUCGUCUCUCUUGACUUCUCUUGUUUAGACUCAGCGGUUAAACUCUCAGACUUGGAGCGUCUCGUGAGCAGGUCUCCAAACCUCAAGUCUCUCAAGCUGAAUCGAGCUGUGAGUCUAGAAGCUUUGGGGAGCUUGCUUCGUCUAGCUCCACAGCUGGUUGAGCUUGGCACAGGUUCUUUCUCAGAUAAGCUCGAUCAAGAAGCAGUUUCAAAGUUAUCACAAGCUUUUUCAGAGUUGAAGCAGCUUAAGAGCUUGUCUGGUCUUUGGGAUGUCCACCCUGAGUACAUUCCACUUCUUUACUCUGUUUGUCCUCGUCUUACCUCGUUGAACUUGAGCUAUGCUACUGUCCAGAUGCCUGAUCUUGUCGAGCUUCUUAGUCGAUGCUCCAACUUGCAGAAGUUAUGGGUGAUGGACUUGAUAGAGGACAAAGGUCUCGAAGCUGUUGCCUCCUCUUGUAAGGAACUGCGAGAACUAAGGGUGUUUCCAUCUGGAGCAGAAGAUCUGGAUGAAACAAAUGUAGCUAUGACUGAACAAGGUCUGGUCUCUGUCUCUGAAGUCUGUCCAAAUCUUGAAUCUGUUCUCUACUUUUGUGUCCAAUUUACAAACGAAGCUUUGGUCACCAUAGCAAGAAACCGUCCAAAUCUCAAAUGCUUCCGUCUCUGUGUGAUGGAGCCAUUUUCUCCUGAUCACAAAACACAGAAGCCACUUGAUGAAGGAUUCAAAGCCAUAGUUGAGGGAUGCAAGGAUCUUCAACGUCUAUCUGUCUCUGGUCUCCUCACUGACAAGGCCUUUCAAUACAUUGGUACACAUGGCAAGAAGAUUAGGAUGCUAUCAAUAGCGUUUGCUGGGGAAAGUGACUUGAUGCUACACCACUUGUUGUCAGGAUGUGAGAGUCUGAACAAGCUCGAGAUAAGGGAUUGCCCUUUUGGAGACACUGCUCUGCUGGAGAACGCUGCUAAACUAGAAACCAUGCGGUCCCUUUGGAUGUCGUCUUGCUUUGUUAGCUUUGGUGCUUGCAAACUCCUGAGUCAGAAAAUGCCAAAGCUAAAUGUUGAAGUCAUUGAUGAACAUCCUCCAGAGACAAGACCUGACAGCUCUCCAGUUGAGAGGAUAUACAUAUAUAGGACGCUCGCAGGACCGAGACUGGAUAUGCCUGAGUUUGUGUGGACAAUACACAAAAAUCUAGAGAUUGGAGUUUCAAAUCUAGCCAUAGAGUAAACUUGCUGUUUCCAUAUUGAGUUUUUGCAUGCAUUGUUGUGAGGGAUGCUCCUUCCAUGACCAUGUAUGUUUGUUGCUUUCAUAUUAUUGUCUUCACUAAAUUGUUAGAAUCAUCAGCAUUUUAAUAGCUUUGUAAUAUGUUAAGCAAAUCUUGUGUCUUUGCACUAAAGUUUGGAAUACAAAUUUCU
This is a messenger RNA of Eruca vesicaria subsp. sativa (arugula), 2024 nucleotides long. The record is from the annotation of a GenBank genome assembly. NCBI's taxonomy places the organism in Eukaryota, Viridiplantae, Streptophyta, Magnoliopsida, Brassicales, Brassicaceae.